AUGGACUAUGCCCUUUGUGAGGCUGCCCGGCACAACAUGGAAGGCAUCACCAGGGCGGUCACCUUCUAUGAUAUCAACUGUCAAUACAACAAGCACUUUCGGGUUCGGGUGGAUCGAAGCCGAUUUCUUGAAAUGGUUCCGGAAUUGACCAUCAUUCCCAGAAUCGGGUUGUGGCACAUCCACAGACAUCAGGACAGCUGCUAUGUCCGAUAUGCGUCAAAUUUUAUGGAAGGCAUCGGUCGGAUUGAUGGAGAGAUCAUGGAGACCCUAUGGUCACAUCUCAACCUGAUUUCCCCUGCUGCUCGGGGAAUGUCAUCCCCGCAUCGAAAGGAAUGUCUCGAUUAUCAGAUGAAUGAUUCCAAUUUCUGCAAGAUGAUCCGCAUGAAAAGGACCCUUUGCCGAAAAUACAAGCAGGCAAAGAAUGGCAUUGCCGAAAGUGAAAAGGCUUUCGACAUACUCAAUGAAGCAGCACCCGGCGAUUCAAAGACAGAGUGGCUAGCCAGCGAGAGGAUCGCGCAUCCAGCAGAACAAACAAUCCUGCGGCUAUGGAUGUAUAUGAGAUUAAUAUCAAGGGUUAGUUGA
Messenger RNA from Suillus subalutaceus, 582 nucleotides. RefSeq lists its product as uncharacterized. The transcript has a single exon. Lineage: Eukaryota; Fungi; Basidiomycota; Agaricomycetes; Boletales; Suillaceae. Bases 1 to 582 code for a protein of 193 amino acids. The record is from RefSeq and is a predicted model, not a curated record.